ACAAAUUUUCUUCCCCUCUCUUGCAUAUUUUCGUCGUUGUUGUGUCUUUGGCAUUGAGUGCAGCUGCUCCCGAAGCUCGACUGCUCCCGUGUUCUUUAAUUUGGUCACUAUAACCUGGCUGAGCUCACAAACUGACUACUUAUUGAGGUCUCUGUUUUGAUUUGUUGAGCAUAAUAAUAUGUUGGACAUGCUCGAGUACAGUCAUUACCAGGUGCAGACUCAUUUGGAGAGUCCCAAUAAAUACCACCUCCAGCAGAGUCCAAGGCAGCAGGUGAAGCACUAUCUGCCUAGCACACUUGGGGCUAAGCUCAGCCCUCCAUUAAACAGCCAGCAUCCGGAGCACGGCAUGCCCCCCGGCCCCGGAGCCAGCGCCCCCAACAGCCCUAUGGCCCUGCUCACCCUCAGUAACAACUGCGAGAAAGAGAUGGAUGACGUAAUUGAAGACAUUAUCAGUUUGGAGUCAAGUUAUAAUGAUGACAUCCUUGGAUUAAUGGAUGCAGGACUUCAAAUACCAAAUACGAUCCCAGUAUCUGCAAAUCUCCUGGACAUCUAUAAUAAUCAUGCACUUCCUCCAGCUGGAGUCGCCAUUGGGAAUUCAUGCCCGUCUAGUUUACCCAACGUGAAAAGGGAAUUCUCAGCUCCUGACAUGAUGCACGUGGACCAACCUGGACCAUGUGGCAAGUUUGACUCUUAUCAGAGGCCUGAAGGCCUUCCAGUAGAAGCAGAAGUCAGAGCUUUGGCAAAAGAGAGACAGAAGAAGGACAACCACAACCUCAUUGAACGAAGACGGCGCUUUAACAUAAAUGACAGAAUUAAAGAACUUGGGACGUUAAUUCCCAAAUCCAAUGAUCCAGACAUGAGGUGGAAUAAAGGAACUAUUCUGAAGGCCUCAGUUGACUACAUCCGGAAGCUACAGAGAGAGCAGCAGAGAGCAAAAGAGCUAGAGAGCAGGCAGAAGAGACUGGAGCACACCAAUAGACACCUCCUUCUUCGCAUUCAGGAGCUGGAGAUGCAGGCUCGUGCUCAUGGCCUGGCUAUAGGAGGCUCCUCGGCGCUUUGCUCCACUGAGUUAGUGGCCUGCGCCAUCAAGGAAGAACCAGUAAGCUACACAAGCUGUUCAUCUGAGCUGUACACUCGUCCACACCUCUCCAGCCCAGAUCAUUCUCGGCCUACCACUCUAGACCUCAACAAUGGCACCAUUAGCUACAAUGACAGCACCAUAGAGGAGGCAGGUGCAGGGCUUUAUGCAAGACACAAAGAACCUACAACCAAGCUCAAUGAUAUGUUUCUGGAGAACACACUGUCACCAGUGGGCACCAGUAACCUGCUGCUCUCCUCAGGUUCCCCCACCCACUCCAAUGACAGCAGCAGACAAAGCAGCACGAGCACAGAGGAGCAGGACAAGGGCUGUUAGCACCGCUAAUGAACUUUUAAUAACUCUUUACAACCGUUAUUGUUUUUGCUGUUGGUUUGAUUAUACUGGCAAUACUGUGGUCUAUACGCCAUACAUAGAGUAUUGUCUAAAUUUGGAUUGCAAAUAUGUCCAGGAUUCUUGAU
Neoarius graeffei (lesser salmon catfish) is the source of this 1557-nucleotide messenger RNA. RefSeq names its product melanocyte inducing transcription factor a (gene mitfa). The record is from RefSeq and is a predicted model, not a curated record. NCBI's taxonomy places the organism in Eukaryota, Metazoa, Chordata, Actinopteri, Siluriformes, Ariidae. Gene Ontology annotation, cellular component: nucleus. Gene Ontology annotation, molecular function: RNA polymerase II cis-regulatory region sequence-specific DNA binding; DNA-binding transcription factor activity, RNA polymerase II-specific; protein dimerization activity. Gene Ontology annotation, biological process: melanocyte differentiation; regulation of transcription by RNA polymerase II. The coding region runs from base 179 to 1414 and encodes 411 amino acids. The transcript is spliced from 9 exons.